Molecule: messenger RNA, 1746 nt
Organism: Nothobranchius furzeri (turquoise killifish)
Lineage: Eukaryota; Metazoa; Chordata; Actinopteri; Cyprinodontiformes; Nothobranchiidae
Product: E3 ubiquitin-protein ligase DTX3L
Biological process (GO): protein ubiquitination; Notch signaling pathway
Cellular component (GO): nucleoplasm
Molecular function (GO): ubiquitin protein ligase activity
Source: RefSeq, a predicted model, not a curated record
UGAAAGUAGACUGCUGCAGUCAGAUCAGAAGCCCUCGUUAGUAGGUCGUGUACAGUCAUUGUUUAUUGUAUAGUUAUUGUUUAUAAAGAGAAACGGCUGGAAAUAACUUUAUUUACCGGUAUAAUGGAGUUCUUCAGAGACAUCAUCCUCACAGUAGAUAAACGUGUUUUUAGAGAACAUCCAGCAAAGAGGAGAAGUCUGAUCCCAUACCACUUUGAAGAAAAACACUCCUGCUACAAAGUGCGUGUCACCUAUGAGGAGCUGGAGGAGCUGGAGAAGGCUCUGUCAGACUCUCGACCCACUCAGGGACAGAGCCCUCAGCAGUAUACAGUAAAGGUGUCUGCACAGGUGAUGGACUACAUCCAGCAGAUAUGGAAAGAAAAACUUCAAAAACUGCAAGGAAUAAGUCUUAAGAUUGAAAUUUAUCCAGACGCGACACACACGAGUUCAGCUCUGGUGAUGUUCAGAGCGCAGCCUGGAUUGUCCCGUCCUCAGUGCGUACGUCUAGACUUUGUGAGACAGCAGUUCCUCACCUUCUACCAGAGAACAGCCUCUGAUUUGGAGGUCACAUCUCUCAGAUUGGGUCCACACAACCUCGAGGAUCUAAAAAGAAAAUUUCCACGUCUUCUUUUUAAACCAACUUCCAGCAAAGACACAACAGUAGUUGGUCCUUUUCCAUAUUUAAAUCAGCUGAAGAGGUUUCUGUCACCAAAGUCUCAGAGUUUCCGUAAACAUCCAGAGACCAGCGUCCCAGCAGGCAGUGCAGCCUCAAAACCCUCACCCAGCCAAGAUGAGUCAUGUCCAAUCUGCAUGGAGACGAUCAAAGAUGAGGACAAACAGACACUUAGGUGCAAACAUUCGUUCUGUAAAGACUGUUUGAAAACAGCCUUUGUCUACAAGCCGAUCUGUCCCAUCUGUGGGCAGUUAUACGGCGUUUUGAGGGGGACUCAGCCAGAGGGGGGUACCAUGACCGUGUUUACAAGCUCUUCACCUUUACCAGGAUGUGAGAGACACGGAACAAUAGUCAUCCAGUAUCACAUCCCAAGUGGAACUCAGAAGGAGGAGCAUCCAAACCCAGGCCAGCCCUUUGUGGGGGUGUCCCGGACUGCCUACCUCCCUGACUCCUCAGAAGGAAGGAAGAUCGUGAAGUUGCUCAGGCGAGCAUUUGACCAGAGACUCACCUUCACUAUCGGCCAGUCCAGCACCAGUGGCAGGAACAACACAGUUACGUGGAACGAUAUUCAUCACAAGACCUCCACAGGUGGAGGACCUACUCUGUAUGGGUACCCAGAUCCUGAUUACCUCAGCAGAGUUCGAGAAGAAUUAAAAGUGAAAGGAAUUGAAUAAAUUGUUUUAAAGGCUGAUUUGGGCUUUUCAGCAAAUUUUAUUCCAUCAUUUUCUUCCUUAAAUUGACUUUUGUUCAUUUUUUAUAAUCUUUCUAAGGAGUUUCAAAUGUAAAAGGAAACUGAAGCAUUAUGCCCAGGAAUGAAGGUCAACACUGUAGGGGAACCAAAGAUGUAAACGUAUUUCUGUAGUGAAUGAUUGGAGGCAAAGCUGUGUUGCAAUGUUUCUGCACAUUGAAAGCUUCAGACCUGUCCGUAGCUCUGAAGGCAGCAACAGAAUCUGACGUGGACUCCGAUGCAAAAACAAGCACAUUUUUGUCUACUGUUGUUACACCUGAACUAGGAUCAGAACACAAGGUGAUCGUUUUCUUACUAACUUACUGGAGUGUAUUAAAAAAUCACA